This is a messenger RNA of Symbiodinium sp. CCMP2592, 570 nucleotides long. NCBI's taxonomy places the organism in Eukaryota, Dinophyceae, Suessiales, Symbiodiniaceae. The record is from the annotation of a GenBank genome assembly.
GCCGAUGAAGCGGCCUCGCAGCGAAAGCUGCAGGAACUGCGCACGGGUUAUGCCGAGCAGGGCGAAGCCUGGCUCCGCACCGAGCUGGAGAAGCAGAGUCGGGAUGAGCUGGCUAAGCUCUGCGUCGCUUCGGAGGUGCGACAGAAGUCAGCCGGGCGCAAGCUCUCCAGAGCGGAGCUGUUGGAAGCUCUAUCACAGAGCAUUGCCGGGGAGCAGGCUUCAUGGGGAAGCGGCGUUCUUGAGGCCGAUGAAGCGGCGUCGCAGCAAAGGCUGCUCGAGCUGCGCACGGGUUAUGCCGAGCAGGGCGAAGCCUGGCUCCGCACCGAGCUGGAGAAGCAGAGUCGGGAUGAGCUGGCUAAGCUCUGCGUCGCUUCGGAGGUGCGACAGAAGUCCGCCGGGCGCAAGCUCUCCAGAGCGGAGCUGUUGGAAGCUCUAUCACAGAGCAUUGCCGGGGAGCAGGCCGAUGAAGCGGCGUCGCAGCAAAGGCUGCUCGAGCUGCGCACGGGUUAUGCCGAGCAGGGCGAAGCCUGGCUCCGCGGCGAGUUGGGGAAGCAGAGUCGGGCGGAGCUG